AUGUCAAACGUUGUAAGAGCCGCUGGAUUGGUGAUUUAUCGCCAAGUUGCUGGAAAAACCGAGUAUUUAUUACUGCAAGCUUCCUACCCACCGUAUCACUGGACUCCACCAAAAGGACACGUCGAUCCAGGUAUUUUGAGAGUAAUAUGGUUUUUUGAAAAAAAUAAAAAUUAAAUUUAGGAGAAGACGAAUGGACCGCAGCACUUCGUGAAACUAAAGAGGAAGCAAAUCUUGACAGAACUCAAUAUACAGUUCAUGAAGAUUGUCACGAAACACUUUAUUAUCAAGCAAAAAGAAAGGCAAAGUCUGUGAAGUAUUGGUUGGCAAAGUUGAACAAUCCGGAUGAUGUGAAAUUAUCGCAUGAGCAUCAAAGCUGGAAAUGGGCAGAAUUGGAAGAAACUGUCAAGACUGCUGAUUAUAAAGAGAUGGAGGAUCUUUUCCGCAAGUUUGCCGCCUAUAUUGCCAAAUUGUAA
This is a messenger RNA of Caenorhabditis angaria, 473 nucleotides long. The record is from the annotation of a GenBank genome assembly. NCBI's taxonomy places the organism in Eukaryota, Metazoa, Nematoda, Chromadorea, Rhabditida, Rhabditidae.